Cornus florida is the source of this 1077-nucleotide messenger RNA. RefSeq lists its product as uncharacterized. NCBI's taxonomy places the organism in Eukaryota, Viridiplantae, Streptophyta, Magnoliopsida, Cornales, Cornaceae. The record is from RefSeq and is a predicted model, not a curated record. Bases 1 to 1077 code for a protein of 358 amino acids. The transcript has a single exon.
AUGUUUUACUCGGCCGGUUUGCCUUUUCACCUUACAAGGAACCCACACUAUGUUGCCUCCUACACUUAUGCCUCUAAUAAUAGUAUUAGUGGCUAUAUUCCUCCCGGUUACAACUUGUUGAUGACUACUCUUCUUCAAAAUGAAAGAGCAAACAUAGAGAGGUUGAUGAUUCCAAUUAAAGAUUCUUGGAAGGAAAAUGGUGUUACUAUUGUUUGUGAUGGAUGGACGGAUCCGCAAAGGAGGCCAAUCAUCAAUUUUAUGGCUAUGAGUGUAAAUGGGCCUAUGUUCCUGAAAGCGGUAAAUUGUGAAGGUGAAUUCAAAGAUAAAUUUUUCAUCUUGGAGUUGAUCAAGGAGCCUAUUCAAGAGGUUGGACCCGAUAAUGUGGUCCAAGUUAUUACCAAUAAUGCUCCUGUUUGUAGGAGUGCAGGAUUGCUUGUUGAAGUCCAAUUUCCAAAAGUAUUUUGGACUCCUUAUGUGGUUCAUACCCUCAACCUUGCUUUGAAAAAUAUUUGUGCGGCCAAAAAUACCGAUGCCAAUGAAGUUGUUUUUCUAGAAUGCCAUUGGAUUACAACUAUUAUCGAUGAUUGUAUGUUUAUAAAAAAAUUUAAAAUUAAUCAUUCCAUGAGAUUGGCAAUGUUUCAUGAAAAUGUGAAAUUAACUAUGCUUUAUAUUGCGGAUACACGUUUUCCUUCAAUAAUUGUGAUGCUAAGAAGAUUUAAGCGAAUAAAACGUGGUCUCCAAGACAUGGUGAUGAGUGAUUUUUGGACAUCUUAUAGGAAAGAUAAUGUUCAAAGGGCCUUAACUGUCAAGACAAAAAUAGUAAGUGAUGAUUGGUGGCGAGAUAUUGAUUACAUAAUUAACUUUACUGAGCCAAUCUAUGAUAUGCUUAGGAGGGCCGAUACGGAUGUUCCUUGUCUUCACUUGGUGUAUGAGAUGUGGGACUCCAUGAUAGCUAAAGUGAAGGUCGCUAUUUAUCAUCAUGAAAGAAAGCAAGAGCAUGAGGAGUAUCCAUUCUUUUUGGUGGUGCGCAAAAUAUUAAGUGCUAGAUGGAGUAAGAGCAACACACCCCUUUAUUGA